GGGGCGUGUCCAGCUAGGUCGAUGUCUGGCGCGCUCAGAUUGCCUUUUGCAUCUUCGUUCGAGCUCGCCGCUUCGAAACUCUUGCUCGGUGCGGAGAGAUGCUGCAGUAGCGGUGGCAGCUUCGAAAGUCCUUCGCCUGCUUCUGUUCCGUGCUGCCUUAUUCAUGGUCAACAGAGGCAGAGGGGCUCUUGCAGCCGCUGCCGCCGCCGCCUUUUGCCCUGGGCUCGGGGCGAGCCUGUGAUGACCCCGGGCUUACUUCGGGCUGUUUAAACAGCAGGGGAGAAAGGGGAGCUUCAUGGAAGCGAUGUCCCCCCAACAGGAUCACAUCGGGCAGGGUCGCUCUUCCUCCCUGACCGGGGGGUCCCGCCUCUCUGCAGCUUCGGACACCAAGAAGAAAAUGAAGAGCUUGGCACAAAGACGUCAGUCAGCACCAUCCCUGGUUCUCAGCAAAGCGCUGAACAAGUCCAGAACGAGUGCCAGGGAAGGCUGCUUCUCGCCAAUCAGUCCAGAGACAUGUCCGCUGGUACAAUCCUUCCUCUGUCCCAACAGGACAUUCCUUCUGGAUGGGCAUGUACAGCUGAAGACCAGCCUGCAGACCCAGGAACGGCACCUUUUCCUCUUUACAGAUAUCCUUGUGGUUGCCAAACCCAAGUCACAGUUGCAUUUCAAACUGAAGAGCCAGGCACGUCUCUGUGAAAUGUGGACAGCAUUUUGCAUGGAGGAGGUCUGUGAAGGUAGCACUAACCUGGAAAGGUCUUUCGUUUUAGGAUGGCCCACCACCAACUGUGUUGCCAGUUUCAGUUCCGUCGAACAGAAAGAGAAGUGGCUUACUUCCCUUCAGAGUCGAAUCAAAGAAGAGAAGGCAAAAGACUAUCCCAAGAGCAUCCCAUUGAAGAUUAUUGCAAAGGAUAUUGGAAAUUGUGCCUAUUCAAAAACCUUAACCAUAACCAACACAGACACAGCGAAUGAUGUGAUCCUCAUGGCCCUGCAGCAACUCGGAAUCAAUGGCUCUGAAAAGGAGUAUCAGCUUUGGGUGAAUUCUGGAAAAGAAGAUGCCCCAUAUCCCCUUAUUGGACAUGAAUAUCCGUUUGGAAUUAAAAUGAGCCACAUUCGUGACACUUUGCCUCAGACACAGGGAUCAAAGGACUGUGUCUGCCCUCUGGAACUUCAGGGGGCCUUCCUGAUGGAACAGCUGCCCCGUGAGCUUCAGUGCCAGUUCAUACUCAAGCCAAGUUGCCUGGCCACCGGCCAUCAGUUGAAUGAGUUUAGCCAAAAGCCAUUUAAAAGGAAAAGAUCAAUUAUAAACUGGGCCUUCUGGCGGGGAACAGGGCCCCCACUGGACAAUGCACCGCCAUCUCCAACAUCUCCUGUGUCAGGGAAACUCUUUGGCCUUUCACUUCCAGCCAUCUGUGAGAAUGACAACCUACCCAAGCCAGUCUUGGAUAUGCUUUGCUUUCUCUACCAAGAGGGGCCUUUCACUCGGGGUAUUUUCCGACGAUCUGCAAAUGCAAAAUCCUGCAGAGAGCUGAAGGAGAAGCUUGACUCAGGAGAUGAAGUGCACUUACUUUGCGAGUCCAUUUUUGUAACAGCAUCGGUAUUUAAGGAUUUUCUUCGGAAUAUCCCAGGCAGCAUUUUCUCAUCCCAGCUCUGUGAUCAGUGGGUUUCCGUAAUGGAUGAAGGGAACCAUGAAGAGAAGAUAAAAAGCAUCCACAGGCUAAUGGAACAGAUUCCCAGAGCCAAUGUGGUGCUGCUGCGUUAUCUUUUUGGAGUACUGCACAGCAUAGAAAAGCAGUCUGAAGGCAAUCAGAUGACAGCAUUUAAUUUAGCAGUGUGCAUUGCACCUAGCUUGCUCUGGCCUCCAGCUUCUUCAAGCCCUGGGACUGAAGGAGAAUUCACAAAGAAGGUUUCCAUCCUUGUACAGUUUCUGAUUGAAAAUUGCUGCAGGAUUUUUGGGGAGGAAAUUACUUCCAUCUUUGCAGAUAUAAUGCCCAAAAAUGACAACCAAGAAGAUAGUUCAGAUCUCUCUUCUUUUCAUCUGAAUGACUCCUCAUAUGACAGUUUGGAAAAUGAGCUGAAUGACUGCACAGACUCCUCAUUUAACAACCUCAUUAAAAAACGCGGCCAAGAGAACAGGAGUAGAGAUUCUGUUUUGACCCUGAGUGACUGUGAUUUGGAUCCACCAGAAACAGAAAAGACCCAAAUGAAGUUACCAGCCAAAUCCCAGCCAGUGUCCAUUUCUGCUGGCUUCCAUCACAAAUCUCCAUCACGGGAGCACUCUGAAAAUGAGUCUCUGUGCUCCAUCACUUCCGGCUACUCGUCGACAGCCAUCUCUGAUGUUCUCCGAAGCUCAAGAAGACACAGGCGCUGCUCUGAACCCACGAUCGGCCUUCUUGGCUCCAAGUUUACACCACUCAGUGGGUUUCAUGAAAGUGCUGUGCGCAAAGCCAGCUGUGAUGCUGUUCUUUCCCACACAGAUGAAGACUAUCUAAAGCAGCUUCGUUCGUUGCAAGUGGAAGGCCAGAAACUUAUGAAUCAGAGUUUGGUUAUGGGGAUAGAUGUGGGAAAAGAUGUUCCAGAAAGCCACAGCAGUGAGAAGAAAGAUGUAUCUAACCGCCUUCUCCCACCACCUCCACUUAGGUUGAAUAUUUGCUCAAGGACUAGCUGUUCUAGCUUAUCGUCCCCUGGCACGUCCCCUUCAGGUUCUUCAAUGAGCUCUCUAGAUAGUGCUUUUUCCCAGUUUUCUGACUAUUCAGUAUUUACCCCGACUGAGACCUCCUCUCCUCUUGACUGUUCGUUUCACCCUCAGAGGAAACAUGGAGAAACUUCCCCUGAUUUUAGCACUUUCUCAGGUGUCCACCUUGGAUCAGGGGUUGGUUCUUUUCCUAAUCAAGCUGCCAUCAGCCAUAAUGGCAGCUUGGUAUGCGUUAAGAAAGAGAGCUUGGAGUGGCCCCCUCAUAAAAGCCCGGUCAGUCUCCAUCCCAGCACAUGGUUAAAAAGCGGUGCUUCCACCAUGAAAAACUGGACUCUUCGGAAAAGGGAAAGAGCCUCCAAGCAGGAAGAGGAAAAGAACUGUUCCAUUAAAAUAACCUUGGAGUCGCAAGUGUGUCCUUCGGAUGCAUCCGGGAGUAACAUAUGUCAAGGGCAAAGGCAAGGAAUGGACAACUCUGUUGCAACAGAUGGCAGUGCUGUGCUUGUGGGCCAGGAGAGUGAUUCUUCUCAGGGAGCUGGGCAGCUCAGCAGUCUUCCCUUUUGUCCAAUGGAAGUCAAGGAUAAGCGGCUAAAGGCCUUGGAGCUCCUGGCUGAGCAAAGCAAGGAAGAGGAAGAGGAAGAGGAGGAAAGCUCUUCAUUUCUUCCUUCCCAUAAAAGGCAGCCUUCCUACCUUAAUCAAGGUGCUGAAUGUAAACCUGAGCCAGAUGUUGUCUUCAGCACUGAAUGUCGAUGGGUCACCGAGGAAAACUUAAACAACUCUUCACUUCUCACAGAGGACAGAGCCCAGCAAACUGCAGAUUCCAAGGAUGAUAAAUCUUUGUCACGUACACAGUCCAAAGUUGCUGACGCCAACUCUGGGAGGGAAUACUGUGCCUCUUCAAACUCUACCAAAGCUGAGGAUGAACUUUUGUUUCAGUCGGAUUCAAAUAGUGGUUUCCCAAGAUCCCAGGAAGGGGAUGAUGUUAGCAACACAGAAUGGCUGAAAAAGCCGUGCAGUGACCCCAAAUUUGAGCAAAUGGACCAAACGUUUUUCACAGAUGAAUCGUAUGUUUGACCAGCCAGUGUCAAAUAACUUUUUUUUUCAAUUUACCUUUGUUUGGUUUAAUAUCCCAAGGGGAUAUAUUCUCAUCAGGGACAUAACAGAACUUGUGGUGUUUAAGGGAUUUCCAGAGUGACUUUCUCAGUUAUAGUCUUGUGAUUUCAAAGACAUUUCCUGGUAUCUGGGAAGGCCCCAACAAAACCUUAAGAGAAACACUUGGUUCUACAACACUUGCAAACACUUAUAUAUGUGCUUGCUAUCCAGCUUUUCUCUGAACCACUCUAAACAUUGUAAAUCUGUUUUGUGUCUUGUUGUGGUUUGGAUGUAGUGUGUAAGGUCAGCCUGAGCUCCAUAGCUGUGGUAUUCUAUUGCUGUUUUGAAGCCAAUGGUCCAUUUCAUUGUCCUCCAAGGAAAGGCAUUUUCAUGUUUUUGUUAUGUUUCAUGAGGCAACUGUUCAAUAGUUCCAGUCAUUUUCUCUUGCAGCAAAAGAAGGAAGUUUUUUUUAAUGAAACAUAAACACUGACCCUUCUAUAACUUACAACUCUCAAGUUUUGUGUGUGUCACCUUACGGGCUCCAUUUGAGUAUUACAUUUUUGUUUCCUUUGUGAAUUGUUUCUUAAUGAUGAUGCUCUCAAAUGGCAUUUUGUCUUGGUGGUGGUGAUGUUAGGAAAAGCAGAACUUAUGUAAUGUUAUUAUAUACCAUUGAAAUCUUUAUUAUAAUAUAUUGAAAGUAAUGCAUUACCUUAAAAAUGCUUUGAGAUUGUAUAAUAUAUCUUGAUAAAUUUUUGCUAUUGUAUAUGUUCUGAAAUAAAUGUAUUUUUGUACU
This is a messenger RNA of Rhineura floridana, 4574 nucleotides long. RefSeq names its product Rho GTPase activating protein 20 (gene ARHGAP20). Gene Ontology annotation, biological process: regulation of Rho protein signal transduction; signal transduction. Lineage: Eukaryota; Metazoa; Chordata; Lepidosauria; Squamata; Rhineuridae. The transcript has 15 exons. The record is from RefSeq and is a predicted model, not a curated record. Bases 296 to 3763 code for a protein of 1155 amino acids. Gene Ontology annotation, molecular function: GTPase activator activity.